Phyllostomus hastatus (greater spear-nosed bat) is the source of this 4213-nucleotide messenger RNA. RefSeq names its product RNA binding motif protein 7 (gene RBM7). Gene Ontology annotation, cellular component: nucleus. Lineage: Eukaryota; Metazoa; Chordata; Mammalia; Chiroptera; Phyllostomidae. Gene Ontology annotation, biological process: regulation of alternative mRNA splicing, via spliceosome. The transcript has 5 exons. Gene Ontology annotation, molecular function: single-stranded RNA binding. The record is from RefSeq and is a predicted model, not a curated record. Bases 42 to 842 code for a protein of 266 amino acids.
CGGCGACCCUUCGGCCUUUUUAGGGAGGGGGAGACGCUGAAAUGGGGGCGGCGGCGGCGGAAGCGGAUCGUACUCUUUUUGUGGGCAAUCUAGAAACUAAAGUGACAGAGGAGCUCCUUUUCGAGCUUUUCCACCAGGCUGGGCCAGUAAUAAAAGUGAAAAUUCCAAAAGAUAAGGAUGGUAAACCAAAGCAGUUUGCAUUUGUGAAUUUCAAACAUGAAGUAUCUGUUCCUUAUGCAAUGAAUCUACUUAAUGGAAUCAAACUUUUUGGAAGGCCUAUCAAAAUUCAGUUUAGAUCAGGAAGUAGCCAUGCCUCACAGGACGUUAGUUUGACAUAUUCCCAGCAUCAUGUUGGAAAUGCAAGCCCUACCUCCACAUCUCCUGGCAGGUACGAAAGGAUGGUGGAUAACAUAACUCCUUCAUCACAGAUAAUUCAGAGAUCUUUCUCUUCGCCAGAAAAUUUUCAGAGACAAGCGGUGAUGAAUAGUGUUUUAAGACAGAUGUCAUAUGGUGGGAAAUUUGGUUCUCCACAUCUUGAUCAGUCAGGAUUUUCACCAUCAGCUCAGACACACAAUCACACUUUUAACCAGUCUUCAGGCUCCCAGUGGCGUCAAGAUACACCGUCAUCACAGCGUAAAGUCAGACAGGCUUCGCAUCCCUAUAUAGCAGAUAGACAUUAUAGUCGUGAGCAGCGCUACAUUGAUCAUGGGUCUGACCACCAUUACAGAGGGAACAGAGAUGAUUUCUUCUAUGAAGAUAGGAAUCACGAUGGCUGGAAACAUGACCACGAUAACAGAAGGGACAGUAGUAGAGCUGGGAAAUGGCACUCAUCUCGAAACUAACAAGUGUUCAAAGGACAUUGUUUUUAUAGGAUCACCCCAGGGCCUUUUGACUAAGCUGGUCUGGGAAUGUUUUGUUAAAACCGUACAGAGCAGUUUUACAAGUUGCUACAUUUCUCUAUAAAAUUUUUAAAACCUAUAGCUACAAUCUAAUACAGAAAUGAGAAGAAUUGUGGUUCCAGUUAUUACAUUAAUAACCUUCCACCUCAGGGUUUCAUGAAGAAGAAAGGGAUUUAUGCAACAGAAAGUGCCACAAUUUCUAAUCAUUUUAGACUAUUGAAGAAUGGGUAUAUUGUAUAAAUUGAUUGUAUUAUAAAGCAAAUAUUUUAACUAUCUGUUAUGUGUUGUAUUGUAAGAACCUGCUUAUUAAGUAAAUCACGUUUUAUGUAUAUAAUAGAAAACAUUCAAGUUGAUAGUCUAAAAUACAAUAGUAUUUUGUUAAUAAAAGAGAAAAUGUAGUUUCAGUGGUUCAUUUUAAUAACAUUUGAUUUGAGAAAGUUUAUUGGUAAAUUUUGGGGAUAAAUCAUAUUUAACUUCUGAGAGAAUGUAAGUUCUGUGAAAUGCUCUUUGAGUUUUACCCUAAUUGGACAUACAAGUGUAAAUUUACACGUUAUUUCAUUCUAAAAUUUUAGAAUUUCCUCAUUAAAUCAUGUUUCAUUAAAUCAUGUUUGACUAAAUGACUGAAGUCACUCAGGAAGUUAAAUGUCUCUAAAUGUAUUUUUUUAUAUUAAAAAUACAGUGUUAGUGGGAAUUUCCCUUUGCAGGAAGAACAAAAAUGAAAAUGCGCAGUGAGAUAUAAUGGUGAAUUGGUUUACUGAAAGUAUACUUAUUCAGGAAAGGGUUCACAAAACCUUUAAGUGUUGCCUCUGUCAUUUAGAUUUUAAAAAUUUACAAUUUUCAAAGCACCCAGGCUGUGUGUACAUGGAUGGAUACAUUUUAUUAUGGGGAUUGUACAUGUUUUUUUGUUUGAACAUUUGAAAAGUUUAAUUUUAAAAACUUCCUGAUGUAAAAAUUUUAAAUCUUGCUUUAAAAAAUUUAUGUGUCAAGAUAAUAUUUCCCUUUCAUUGUAGAACUUGUUUAUAAAAAUUUCUUGAAAUAUUUGGAUUCUUUUUAAUAACUGCAACAUUUGUACUAUGUUACUUUUUAAUAUAUUGAAAACAAAAAGAAGGCUAUGUCUUUUUUUUGAUGUCACUAGAGAUAACUGAACACAAAAGUUAGCAGCAUACUUUUAUUCAUUGAUUGUCUGCUGUGAAGAAUGUCCAUUCUUUAGAACAUCUUGAAAUAUGUCUUUUUUACAUAUUGAACUUAAUAUUGUAGAGUUGAAUUUUCAAUGACACAUGGAUAGUCAUUACAAGGACUGUGAACUAAUCUCCCUAGUCUCUAAAUUUAUUUACAUUCAAGUUUUCUGUUCUUAAAUGCAUGCCAUUUUUGUGUCUAGGUGAAUGGAGCUAACUUUGGCAUAGAAAGUGUUAAGAACAAAAGUUUCCUUUCUUAAGCAGUCUUAUAGAAGGAUUUGUUUCCAAUGAGCCUGUUAUUUGCAAGUGACUUAUGUGAAAAUCCAUUAACAUUUGUACAGUAGAUAUCAACAAAGCUUAAUACUGCUCUGUUGCCAGUUAAUCUGUGGGUCAGAGUCUUUCAUACUGAUUCACAGGUGAUCCUGAUUCAGAAUAAUCUUUUUCUUUUUAAUGGCUUUUGGGACUCAUCCCUUGUGAGGUUCCAGUGAAUCUCUUCAAAGAUUUUUACAUUUUUAGAAGAGGGGAAGGGAGGGAAAGAAACAUUGAUCAGUUGCCUUUUGCAUGCCCCCAGCUGAGGACCUGGCUUGCAAACCUGGCAUAUGUCCUGAUCAGGAUUGAAUGGGUGACCCUGUGGUUCACAGGACAGUGCUCAGUCCACUCAGCCACAUCAGCUAGAGCCCAAUGAAUCUUUUUCACUUAAACCUCACCUAGUUGAAAGUAAACUAAGUGUACUGGGUAAAGUGAUAGAACGAGACAUUCUCAAAGAGUUGAAUAUAGUUAGUGAGACAAUCCACCUCAGUACUGAGAACUAUAGGAGUUAAAAGGAGGAGACUGUGGGAGAGCAGUUUCUCCCAGUGUGUACCAUGAAGUACUAUGCUUUCAUGAUCUGCAAAAUAAGGGUUGUAUAAUCAAAUGUCUCAUAAAUACACACCAACACUGGGACUUUCUGUCAAGAGAGUAACAGCACCAUAAAGCUGCUGACAAGUACUGCAGUAAAGACACUUGAUGCUUAACCUCAUAUUUUCCAAAUUUACUUGACCCUUAUUUUUACCCUUUUAUACAUAACACGUUCUUCCAAUCAACCAUAACCACACCAUUUUCUAAUUAUGUUGUACAGGCUCACAUUCCCUUUAUCAACUGCCAUCAUCCUAGAAUGGGCAAUGAAUCAUCGCAACAGGAUUAUUCCAACAGCACCCUAAUGUUUAAUUACCAGUGUGUGUAUUCCCAUAAUACCCUGUAUUUCUCUGGCCAUAGCCUUUAUACUGUAUUUUAAUUUUUUUAUUUGUAUCUCUCUGGACAGCUCUGUGAAAGCAGAGACCUUAUCUUACACCUGAAUUUGCGGUAUCCAGUGUCUAGCAUAUACAGAAUACUUGAUAUUUUUGAUGAAUGGAUGAAGGAAUAUUUAUCAAAUAAUUGAAUUUAAAAAGAAGGCCUCCUCAUAGAAAACUUAAAAUAGAUUUGCUAAUCCUGAACCAUUGUUGCAUUCUAUUAAAACUACCACAAUUUAUUGUGCUUUUAACACUCUAGAAUUUUAUUUGAUUUUCAAGUUUUUAAGAAGUUUGGAUCUGAAUUUAUGAGGUUUUCUUUAAAAAUUGUUCCUUUUUAUUUUGGUUUUGAGGUUAUGUUUCUGCUAAUUUUGUAUUGGGUUGGCCAACAAUUUCCUUUGUUUUUUUCUUCAAGAUGGCUAGUAGUGCUUAGUUGUCUUUAGCUUCAGUCAAAAUAAUUUUGUGUUAGAUUGUAUUGUGACAGCUGUCAUAUCUGUGUGCAUUUAAAAAAACAUCAAAAUUAGUGAAUUUUUGUGUACCUGUUUAAAUGUUGAAGAUGGUAGAAAAUAUGCAACAUUUUCAUCAUAUUAUUCAUCAUCUUUAUUAUUUCAAGAAAGGUAAAAAUAACUGAAAUGCAAAAAUAGUUUGUGCAGUGCAUGGACAAGGUGCUAUGACUGAUCAUGUCAAAAGUGGUUUGUGAAGUUUCUUGGUACUAUUGACAUUUUGGCCAAUAAUUCUGUGCUAUAGGGGUAUCUAAUGCAUUGGAAAACAUUUAGCAGCACCUCUGGCCUCUACUCAUUAAAAGCCAAUAGCGGGAGAUAGCUGACACACUCAAAAUAUUCACAUCAAUAAAGUUAUUGGUGGAAAUGAAAAA